Messenger RNA from Coffea arabica (coffee), 717 nucleotides. NCBI's taxonomy places the organism in Eukaryota, Viridiplantae, Streptophyta, Magnoliopsida, Gentianales, Rubiaceae. The record is from RefSeq and is a predicted model, not a curated record.
AUGGUGGUUCCUUCAAAUGAUUUUAGUGCCGCAAGUACAAUAGAGCGCUACCGGAAGAGUAUCAAGAAUCUCCGUCCAAGCAAACGAAUGGAUGUAGAACAUUUACAGUCAGAAACUGAUCUGCAUACUCCGCAUUUUGAAGAAGAGGUUGCAAACCUGAGGAAAAAAAUUGAGCUUCUUGAAGAAACUAAACGCAGAAAGUUCUUGGGAGAUGGUUUGGAUUCCUCCUCUAUUGAUGAGUUGGAACAAAUAGAACAUCAGUUGGAGAAAAGUUUAAGCAUCAUUAGGUCAAGAAAGAUCCUAUUCUCUUGCGAGCAAAUAAAUCAGCUGAAAGAAGAGGAGAAAAUUCUUAGGAGGGAAAAUGCGGAAUUACGGGAAAAGUACGAAGAGCGACAGUUGGAACUAUCGAUUGGUCAACAAUUCUUAUCACUAGAACAAGGAAAAGAGGUAGAAACGCAGCUGUUUAUCGGACUUCCUGAUAGUUAAAAUUGUCAAAAAAAAGAAAAAAGAAAAAAUAAACAAUAUAUCAAUCUACGUGACUUUGUAUAAUUUGUUUUCUUUACUUCUUUUGUAUAGAUCCAACUUUCAGGUAUUUUUAGGGGCAUAUAUAAUGCUUGGAUAAUGAGAAGUAGGAAGUAUCUAAUAUCGGAAAAAACAAAGUUGUGUAUGGCUGCGUCCUUUUGUAUUAUUAAAUCCUAUUGGCCUACUGCCUUAUUA